Messenger RNA from Liolophura sinensis, 3279 nucleotides. RefSeq names its product palmitoyltransferase ZDHHC17-like. Gene Ontology annotation, molecular function: protein binding; palmitoyltransferase activity. Bases 4 to 2061 code for a protein of 685 amino acids. NCBI's taxonomy places the organism in Eukaryota, Metazoa, Mollusca, Polyplacophora, Chitonida, Chitonidae. The record is from RefSeq and is a predicted model, not a curated record. The transcript has 15 exons.
AACAUGGCGGAGAGAGACCCGAGUUGCAACCCAGUUCAGCCAAUUCUGUAUGGUGAUGGUUGUACAGAUGGGACAUCACCAAAUGCUCAGGCAGAUGUGAACCCAGCAUACCAGGCCAAUCAGCCAACCAGCCCCUCAGUUGAGGAUGUAAAGACAUUUGACAUUGUUCGAGCUACACAGUAUGGGGUCUUGGAGCGAUGUCAGGAGCUGGUCGAGGGAGGCUUCGAUGUCAACCUCAUGGACAAGGAAAAUGUUAGCCUCCUUCACUGGGCAGCCAUUAAUAAUAGAGGAGAUAUUGUUAGGUACUACAUUGACAAAGGAGCCAUUGUGGACAGGUUUGGAGGUGACCUGAAUUCUACUCCAUUGCAUUGGGCGACCAGACAAGGGCACCUGCCGAUGGUUGUCAUGCUGAUGUCAUAUGGAGCUGACCCCUCACUUAGAGAUGGAGAGGGCUGUAGCUGUAUACAUCUGGCUGCUCAGUUUGGCCACACGUCCAUAGUAGCCUAUCUCAUAGCCAAAGGGCAGGACCCAGACAUGCUGGACAAGAAUGGAAUGACUGCGCUGAUGUGGGCAGCCUACAGAGUGUUCUCGUAUGACCCCUGUCGUCUUCUCCUUACUUUGGGUGCCAAUGGAAACAAGGCAGACAAACUGCAGGGUAACACGCCGCUUCACUGGGCAUGUACAUCAGAGAAUACUGUCAUCAUCAGGCUGCUGCUAGAGACACCAGGCAUUGAAAUUGACAAGCUCAACAACAAUGGUCAGACCCCAAUGGACAUUGCUGUGUCUAAGAAGAGCACAGGUGUGGUGAAGCGCUUGUGGCUGGAGAGGUCACAGAGAGGCCUGGACCAGAAACACUGCCUGAAGGGCUUCACAUCUAAUAAGGCGUUCCGAAACAGAAUCAUGUGGCUGUUCCCCUUCUUCAUGAUAUUCACCAUCGGCUAUGCCUUUGAGUUCAAAAGUCCAUGGUGGAUGAAAAUUCUUGUUAUAGUCUCCUUGUUUUUUAUUGUCAGAACAGUCACUAGGUAUUUCUUUGACCAGACCGUGCAGGAGAUUCUACCCAUAUCACUCUACCUGUCCACCAAAUUUUGGAUGUACUGGACCUGGUUUGUCUACUUCUGGCCCUAUGUGUCUGAUUUCACAACUCAGCUGCUGUUUGGGAUAAACACCAUUCUGUUGAUGUAUAAUUUUCUCAAAGCCUGGAAAAUGGACCCUGGAUAUGUGAAGGUUGCCAGGGAGGAGAAAAUCCAGAACAUCCUGGAUUUAGCUGAGAAUCAGUCCAUGACCCUGGAACAGUUCUGUAGCACCUGUCUGACACGCCGACCCAUCCGCUCCAAACACUGCUCCAUGUGUAACCGCUGUGUGGCCAAGUUUGACCAUCACUGCCCCUGGGUGGGCAACUGUGUAGGUGCAAACAACCACAAGUACUUCAUAGGAUAUCUGUUUUUUCUGUUUGGGCUGAUCAUGUGGUUUAUGCAUGGAUGCUUCACGUAUUGGGAUGCGAACUGUCCCUGGUCUUUCUACGAGGAGGGAAUUACAGGUGUGCUUUGGAAGAUCUGCAGUCACUCCCCCUGGGUAGGCUGGAUGGGGCUGAAUGGUCUGAUUCACCUAGGCUGGGUGGCAGCUCUUCUUUGCUGUCAGCUCUACCAGGUGAUUUUCCUAAGCAUGACCACCAAUGAGAGACUCAAUAUUCACAGAUACUCACACUUCAAUGCUGGAAAGCCCAACUCUCACGCUAGUCCAUUCCAUCGUGGAUAUCUGAAAAACUUGGUGGACUUUUUCGGCUGGCGCUGUUGUGGGUUAUGUCGUCCUAACAAAGUGGACUGGACCAAGGAAUUUGAACUGAAUGAUUCCACCCUGUCUAAUGUCAUCAGCAGCUUGGAUGAGUUCAAGAGGUCACAGACCUAUCAGCAUUCCAAGACAGGGUACAGCAGUCACCAUGGAGACGGCGGCCAUGGUCAUAGCCACACCCACCAACAUAGUUCUAACUGUAAACAUAAUCAGCACAGCCACCAGGCAGGCAGUGGGCCUCAGCAGGGUCGCGAGAACUUUCAGUUUGUCUGACUUGUUGGCGGUUGUGUGUGUUUGUUAAAGAUGUAUGGCAAGUCUGGUGAAGAAUCCUAUGAAAAGUAAAGUUGAAACACAUCCACCUAAAUUGAGCUGUGCCUUUGGGUAUGGAGACAUUGUGAUAUACAUGUUUAUUGAUAUAGGAAGACAUUUGUUCAUAAGUGUGUAUGAUGAUCCAUUAUUUGGCUUAUGUGAAGCGCUUUUUUAAAUGAAUUUAUAUUUUCCUGCACCAUUUCUCGUUAGUGAUUUUUUAAGGGCAAUCAGCCCCUAUUCUGAUAUGAUUUUCACGAUAAUGUUUGUUAAUGAAAUUUCUCUUAACUUAUUUUGCCUCCGCUCAAUAGGCCAAUGUGAUUUAUGGGAAAAGUUUUAAAAAUGUAUUUAAUAACUUGUGUGAAAGUGAGUCCUGAACUGUUUUCCAUACAUUGUGCUAGUUCAGAUGGUCAAAAUUGUAAAGCGAGUCCAUCUUGUUUACUUCCUCCGGGCAGAUGGCAGUCCUGAGUCUUACAUAUCAGGUAGUGAAAGUGUUAUUCCUGAGUUGGUGAGUCUGUAGUUCAUUCACUGAUCAUACAUGAAAAAAAAAUGGUAUCAUCAUGUGACCUGUUUUAUCAAGUGAAAUCCAGAUGAUAAUGACAUACAUUUUUGGCUGAUAUGAAGAUAUAUUUUCAACAUUUGUACAUACGUUAUAGAAUCCACUAGUUAAUUUAUUACUGCCGUCUGCAGGCCAAGCUGAUUUGUUGUAUCCACAACCUUAGAUGACUAGGCCAUAUAACUGAGGAUGCCAUGACAUGGUUAUUGGGUUAUUUAUAUCUACUUUAUAUUUCAUACUGUAAGACUGAAAUGAUUUUCUUAUCAUGAGACUGUUUGAUCUUCAGAGCCUGUAGCCUCAGUAUAAUUGUCAAUCGGUAAUUUUGAGGAUGAACAUAUUUAUAAUUUAUAACAGAGAGCUUCAGUUCAAAAUAAGCAUUCAGUGUUGUAACAUUAAUCAUUCAGAAUAAAUCAAAUUAGAUGGAAAGCAGGAGUAGGUUUUCUCGUAGGUUUUCCCAAAUCUCCUUUAUCCUCACAAUAGGAACUAGCUCAUAAUUGUGUACAUGUUACAGUAGAGUAGAACUUGGGGGAGCCGUAUCAGACUAUCAUGUAAAUCCCUAUCAUUCUUUAUUUUGCGCUCUUGAAGAUUGGAAAAUCCAAGUGGUGGUAAAUAAGUUAUCUUGUGUGUGU